UUCAUCCUGCCGGACUUCGACACGCGCAAGCCCUUCGCGUCGUUCCUCCCGGGCAUCGGCGGCGAGUGGGGCAUGCCCAUGUGGGCCUUCUACGUCAACCGGGGCCAGGGCCUCGCCGCGUUCGGCGUCGAGAACAAGGACAAGCCGCUCAUGGAGUUCACGCCCGCGAACAAGGCCUACCUGACGACGUCCACGGAGGGCUUCCGCACGAUGCUCAAGGUCUCGCGCGACGGCGGCGAGCCCAAGCUCGCCCAGCCCUUCUUCUCCGUCGACGACGACGCCGCGGACCGGACGAUGCUCAUCGGCAUGAACGAGCUCGAGAUCGCCGAGGUCGACGCGGCCACGGGCCUCGAGACGCGCAUCCUCUACUACACCGUGCCCGGCGAGGACUUCCCCGCGCUCGUGCGCCGCGUGACCAUCACGAACCUCGAGGACACGGAGGCCGCCGUCGACGUCGUCGACGGCCUCGCGCGCCUCGAGCCCUUCGGCGUCAACAGCGGCCAGCUCGCGGCCAUGGGCCGCACGCUCGAGGGCUGGAUGCGCGUCUACAACUGCGGCCGCGACGAGGACAGCGACGUCGUCGACAAGGGCCCCUGCGAGCUGCCCUACUUCAAGCUGAGCGCGUCGACGGCCGACUCGGCGCAGGUCGCGAUGAUCACCGAGGGCAACUUCGCCUUCGGCUUCGUCGAGGACGGCGACGAGUCGACGCUCGUGCCCAUGAUCGUCGACCCGGACGUCGUCUUCGGCUCCGACACGACGUUCCGCGAGCCGCUGGGCUUUACGGACUACGAGACGCUCGCGGCCGCGGACGAGGUCAAGGUCUCGAAGACGCCCUGCGCCUUCGCGCUCGCCCAGAAGACGCUGGCGCCCGGCGCGGCCAUGACCCUCGUCGAGGUCUUCGGCCACGCCAAGACGGUAGAGCAGCUCACGGGCGACAUCGCGCCCAAGGCGCUCGAGACCGCGUUCGUCGCGGGCAAGUACGCCGAGGCCGUCGCGCUGGCCGAGCGCCUCACGCGCGUCGUCCAGAGCGACACGGCGAACCCCCUCUUCGACGCCUUCUCGCGCCAGAUGCAGCUCGACAACCUCCUCCGCGGCGGCUACCCCGAGUUCCUCGGCGACCCCGAAAACCCCAAGGUCUACCACACCUUCUCCCGCAUCCACGGCGACCUCGAGCGCGACUACAACAACUACCAGAUCGACACGACCUACUACUCCCAGGGCAGCGGCAACUACCGCGACGUCAACCAGAACCGGCGCGUCGACGUCUACCUCUUCCCCCGGCUCGGCGACUUCAACCUCCGCGAGUUCCUCACGCUCAAGCAGGCCGACGGCUACAACCCGCUGACCUCCGCGAAGAAGCUCGCGUCGAUCCUCGGCCGCCCCUUCCGCCCCGGGGACCUCUUCGUCGCCGCCAAGGCCGCCAAGGUCGAGCUGAGCGUCGAGCGCGAGGCGUUCCUCGACGCCGUCGCCGCGGCGUCGGACCAGGUCUUCGCGGCCAACUACACGCACGAGGGCUUCUGGGCGGACCACUGGGACUACGACCUCGACCAGGUCAUCUCCUUCGAGGCCAUCUUCCCCGACGACGUCGAGCGCGCCAUGUGGGACGGCGAGCCGCUGCCCUUCUACAUGUCGUCGGGCACGGUGCAGCCGCGCGACUUCAAGUACGUCGAGGUGCCCGAGCUCGGCGUCCGCCAGUACAACAGCGUCUACGACGACCCGGCGAAGCUCGGCCAGCUCAACGACCGCAUCACGAAGCCCGACGGCGCCUUCGAGCUCGCCAGGGACUCGUCGGGCGAGACGGACGACGCGCACACGUACGUCUACGCCGUGUCGCCCGUGGCGAAGCUCUUCCUGCUCUGCGUGACCAAGUUCGCGCUGCUCGACCCGUCGGGCAUGGGCAUCGAGAUGGACGCGAACAAGCCCGGCUGGAACGACGCCAUGAACGGGCUGCCCGGGCUGCUGGGCUCCGGCAUGGCGGAGACGGCGGAGUGCUGGCGCAUCGCCGUGUGGCUCAAGGAGACGAUCGCCCGCGUCGACCGGGGCAUCACCGUGCCCGCGGAGCUCGACGGCCUCGUGUCCAACAUCACGGAGGCCCUGGGCGACGCCUCCCUCUCCGACUUCGAGUACUGGGACGCGGUCGCGGACGCGCGCGAGGCCUACCGCGAGUCCGUGCGCCUCUUCUUCUCCGGCGACGAGGUCAAGCUCUCGGCCAAGGCGCUCGUGUCCUUCCUUGGCGACGUCGCGGACAAGCUCGAGAAGGGCAUCGAGAAGUCGCUGACCUACACCGACGGCGUCGUCAUGCCGUCCUACUUCCAGCACGAGGUCAAGGACUUCGAGUACACGGGCAUGACGAACUUCGUCGGCCAGCCCUUCGUCCACGCCAAGGCCUUCAAGGCCAAGGUCUUCCCGCUCUUCCUCGAGGGCCCCGUGCGCCAGCUCAAGACCGUCGACCGCGACGACGAGGCGCAGCUCAAGGCCAUCCACGACGCCGUGCUCGCGUCGGACCUCUACGACGAGCCCAUCGGCCAGUACAAGAUCUGCGAGUCGCUCGAGGGCCAGCCCUUCGAGAUGGGCCGCAUGAUGGCCUUCACGCCCGGCUGGCUCGAGAACGAGUCCAUCUGGCUCCACAUGUCCUUCAAGUGGUACCUCGAGCUCAUCCGCGCCAAGCUCUUCGACGAGUUCUGGACCGCGAUGGAGACGGGCGCGCCCUACAACAUGGACGUCGACACCUACGGCCGCUCGCCCCUCGAGUGCGGCUCCUUCAUCGUGUCCUCGGCCUACCCCGACGAGUCCAUGUGGGGCACGUCCUUCCUCGCGCGCCUCUCCGGCUCGACGGCCGAGUUCCUCUCCAUGUGGCUCGAGAUCUUCGUCGGCUCGCGGCCCUUCUCGCUCUCCGAGGACGGCGAGCUCGAGCUCGCCUUCGCGCCGGCGCUCAAGGGCGACAUGUUC
This is a messenger RNA of Aureococcus anophagefferens, 2949 nucleotides long. RefSeq lists its product as hypothetical. The transcript is spliced from 2 exons. Gene Ontology annotation, biological process: carbohydrate metabolic process. NCBI's taxonomy places the organism in Eukaryota, Pelagophyceae, Pelagomonadales, Pelagomonadaceae. The annotation marks the transcript as partial. The record is from RefSeq and is a predicted model, not a curated record.